Messenger RNA from Entelurus aequoreus (snake pipefish), 2456 nucleotides. RefSeq lists its product as uncharacterized. The transcript is spliced from 13 exons. The record is from RefSeq and is a predicted model, not a curated record. Bases 595 to 1782 code for a protein of 395 amino acids. NCBI's taxonomy places the organism in Eukaryota, Metazoa, Chordata, Actinopteri, Syngnathiformes, Syngnathidae.
UCUUUGCUGGAACACGAACGUAAGUAUAGAUUUAUUGAUUUAUUGCUACAUUCGCAGUAAAGAUCAGCCUUUGUGUUUCCAUCAUCAUUUAUGUAUGAUUGUAAUGACGUUGUUUGAUAUUAGGACUAGCAGUAAAACUUUAUAUUCUGUAAAAAAAGGCUAUUUUAUUUCCAGCGCCGCCUCCCAGAAUGCUUUGCAUGGGGACGUGCGUCUGACGUCACGUAUCCAGAAAUUUCAAAAUGGCUGCACGCGGUAGGUGAGGCCCGAGCGAAGAAAAGUGGAAAAGAGUGUUAUUCGUCAAAAAACCCACACAACGACGGUCAUUUUUUCGCCGUGCUAUUGUAAAAUUGUCUUUUAUCUGUGUUUUGUGUUCCGGGGGACCCCGACUCCAGAAUGUGAAAGUUUCCCGCGUGAAGCCGUGGAGCUCGAGAUCCUGUUUACUGUGGACUAGCUGUGUGUGACGCCAUGUUGUUUUUGUUUCCAUUACAAAAAAAAAGCUCCACCGUCUCGCCGAGUGCCAGCAAGAGUCAUGAGUACUUGUCAACUCGACUCCUCAACUGGAGAUAACUUUCUAGCACCUCACCAUGGGGAAGGAUGUAUUCAUAUGCCUUCACCAGCACAUGCAUUAAACAUGCAGAGAGUUACACAAGUUCUUACCACCUUGGGGCACCAUUCAGGGUGCCUUUUCAUCUGAUUAAAUUUAUAAUGAACAGGGACAUUGCGGUUGUCCCAAGUGGAUGGUAUGAUGAUAGGAUGGUUUUCUGGCCCAGCUAUAAAAACACCGACAGAAUUGAAAGGGCCGCUUUAAAUGAGGUGCAGCAUGAGCCAAACUGGCCAAGAUUUGACGUUUCUGUUGUCCGAACUUGUGACAACUACAAAGACGCAUUAAAAAUAAUGCAACAAUAUGGAAAGGGCUGCAACACCUCAGACCUGCAAUCUGAGGCAGAGAACGAGGAGCUGCCAGAAAAAAGGAACAGGAAGCCAGUCCAUCGUCUCGGGGACUCAGAUGAUAGCGAAGAAGACCCGGGAAAUAGUGACCUCACAUCUCUGGGGUUGGCAAGCCAAUUGCACAGGCAGACUCCACCGUCUCACCGAGUGCCAGCAAGAGUCAUGAGUACUUGUCAACUCGACUCCUCAACUGGAGAUAACUUUCUAGCACCUCACCAUGGGGAAGGACGCAUUCAUAUGCCUUCACCAGCACCUGCAUUAAACAUGCAGAGAGUUACACAAGGAACGGCAGUCCCUCCUCGACUCCCUCCACCCCCCUCACCAGCAGCCCUCAACAUGUGGCAGACAGAGGAGCCUGGAUCCAGCCUGGCCUACAGGCCAACAUGGCGAGGGGAAAGAAUGGCCGACAACAUUUCCUGCUCUGCGCCUGAGGUAAUCCAGAUCCUUAGCCUGCUGGAAACUAUUAAGCACAACCAAGACCAGCUGAUUGCGAAGACACUUCACAAUCAUCGCCCUGGGACGGGGAGAUUGGCGCGGGGGGCCGAUGCGAUGAGCCCGCAUGAGCUCCGGAGGAUUUGCAGCCAAGGCAGGGGACCACUUGGGGAUGUUGGCGGACAGGUAAGACAGCGCGUUAUUUCCUUCUUCGCCUUCUUUAAUAUUGAUUAUUCUGAUGUUAUCCCUCCUGCUUCUGUCCUCGAGAUCUAUCAUUUUUUUCUCAAUCUUCGUGAGCUUGCUGGUGAAAUUGAGCAUAGCGUCCUCAUUGCUCUGGACACGUGUUUCAAUGGAAGACACUUCAUUGCGGACAGAUUCUAUGUCGGCAGCGUGCUUGGAUAAAGUAUCGUGAAUUGAGCCAAGUUGAUCCUCCAAUCGCUGAAAUCGCUUUUGGGAUCUAUCCUCAGCCUCAUUAAAAAAUUUCCUGAGUAAAGUCUCAAGAUAGGACUCAGUGACGACAGGUGUUUGAGACGAGGACGAUCCUGACUCCAUUGUUGCCUUUUUCAUCAAACUUUUAUGACGGAUGUGCAAAAAAUAAGGAAAUCGUUGUUCAUAAAAGAAAAAGUUAUGGCAGAAAUCCAAGUAGCUUACAGUUUUUUAGAGCAUGAACAGGGGAGCUUCAGUUUCAGACGUGCUCUACUCCGCCAUCAACAUGCUGCCGCUGGGUCAUAGUUUACGCAUCUUAUUUUAACCACCUCCAGUAACUUUAAGUCAUGUUUUUUUUUUCAAAUGUAAUCUCCUUAAUACUUAUCACAUAUUUUGUAUUGUGUAAGCAUACUUGGCUUUGGAUGCUUCCUACCAUAAACAUAAACGUAUCUGUCUUGUAAUCUUGUUUGAUUACAGGUGCUGUGAGUAAAAAUGUGUUGACAAGGUCAGCCACGGACGCCGAGGUCACCAAACACGCCAUCAGGUGGUUCAACUUGGCGGGGGAUCGGGCAACGAGGAGACGAGUCCCGCUUCCACCUCCUCAGGAGGAAUAGAGAUGUAUAUGUAUAAAUAAACAACCUUUUAUUGGA